Medicago truncatula (barrel medic) is the source of this 1338-nucleotide messenger RNA. RefSeq names its product E3 ubiquitin protein ligase DRIP2. Lineage: Eukaryota; Viridiplantae; Streptophyta; Magnoliopsida; Fabales; Fabaceae. Gene Ontology annotation, molecular function: ubiquitin-protein transferase activity. The transcript is spliced from 6 exons. Bases 1 to 1338 code for a protein of 445 amino acids. The record is from RefSeq and is a predicted model, not a curated record.
AUGGAAAUCUACAGGGUAGAUAAUUCUUGGAUAGUAUUGAGGGAUAAACUUCACCCCUCUGAAGGAACAAGUGUUAAGUCAGCUGAAAAUGUUCCUUCAACUUCAUUGGUAACUAAAAUAAGGAAGAACUCUCAAUCCUCUUCAAAAUCCGAUGCAAAAAAGGCCAAAACAGCUUUUACAAAAGUUUACAAAUAUGUAAGAAGAGGAAAAAAGAUUCAAGAAGAGCCAAAGGAGAUGCAAGAAGAACUCCCUAUCACUCCACAAGAACCAAAAGUUCCUGCUUCUGAACUUGCUGAUGUAGCAGAUGUUAAGAAAGAUGUGAAACAACAUAGUGGAAUAGGAAUUUCGGAUGAAGGAUCUACAAUUUUAUCCGCUAGAAGAGCAAAAAUUGCAGCUAGAAAAAAGUUUAUCAGAACUGAAUUAGCUCCUACUUCUCAACCUGACAAAGUCACAGUUGAUGAAAAGAAAGACGAUAAGCGCCCCCGGCUUGAAACAUCCACUGAGACUCCAAAAAUCAGAUUUAAGCUCUAUAAUGCUGCUAGCCGCGAUUUGACAACACUUUGUACUAAAGCCUUAUCACGGAACAAUAGCUCGCAAAAUUCGUCAAAACCAGAAUCAUCUAGUCAGAAAAUAGUGUUCAGGAAUAUUUCAAGGGACACUGAAUCAAGGAAAGGAAAAGCUGCUGUGUGCGAGCCAUUGAAUUUGUCGGUGGAAACUACAAACAAAAACAAGUCUCCUAGUAACUCCACCGUGCAAGAAAAUGGUGACAUCCCAAUGCUUGUGGACUCUAGUGACAAUGACUCUCAUCAUGUGUCUAAGUUAACAGAAGCAGAAGGUGAUCAAAUUGAAUCUAUUCCUCCAAAAUCGACUUCCUUGAAGAUUAAGCUUAAAAGCGUGGCCAACCAAGAAAAGAGAGUAAAGUUCUCUGAGGACUUGAAUCUCCCAGCCCUAGCUGAAAAUGAAAGCAAGAAAGAUUGUAAUCCUAUCUGGUUCUCCUUGGUUGCUUCCAAAGAGCAGGAUGUUGGUGCACUGCCACAAAUAUCUUCUCCCUACAUAAUGGUCAGAUUCCUCUUAACCAAUCUUCACAUUAUUUAUAGGAAUGGAAGUUUACCUGUUUCUCAUAUCAAAAAGCACCUUGUGCAGAAGCUUGAUCUUGCUAGUGAAGCUGAGGUAGAGAUCUUAUUAAGAGGUAAGCCAGUUUUAUGUUCAAUGCAGCUGCAAAACUUAGUGGAGAUGUGGUUGGAAACAAUGCCAAAGAAUGAAAGGAUUCAGACAUCUGUUGGAAGCUCAGCUAAGGAUUUUGUCAUGGUCCUUUCGUACGGUCGAAAGGCUCCAUGA